This is a messenger RNA of Hemiscyllium ocellatum (epaulette shark), 4052 nucleotides long. Its product is annotated as E3 ubiquitin-protein ligase MSL2-like. The transcript is spliced from 2 exons. The record is from RefSeq and is a predicted model, not a curated record. Lineage: Eukaryota; Metazoa; Chordata; Chondrichthyes; Orectolobiformes; Hemiscylliidae. Gene Ontology annotation, molecular function: ubiquitin protein ligase activity. Gene Ontology annotation, cellular component: MSL complex. The coding region runs from base 40 to 1914 and encodes 624 amino acids.
CCCCCCCCCCAACCCCCCCCCCCCAACCCCAACCUUUAAAUGGACGUUGGCACCGCCGCGGACACUGGGCGUCGGAGAAAGAGGAAUCGGAAAUACCCCCGUCGGCGGCACCACGGCCCGGCCCGCUCCGAUCCCUUCGCCAUGAAUCCGGUCAACGCCACCGGCCUGUACGUGACGACCUGCCGCUACAUCAUGCAAUGCGAGCCGCAGGAGCCCGGCUCCUUCUCCGAGCUCUACAAACUGCUGCCCUACCUGCGGCAGUCCCUCUCCUGCUGUGUCUGCGGAGAUUUGCUGAAAGAACCAAUUGCUCCUACAAACUCAACUUGCCAGCACUAUGUUUGCAAAACUUGCAAAGGUAAAAAGAUGAUGAUGAAGCCCUCCUGUAGUUGGUGCAAAGAUUACGAACAGUUUGAAGAAAAUAAGCAACUGAGCAUUUUGGUGUGCUGCUACAAGAAACUUUGUGAAUAUAUAGCAGAAUCCCCAAUUUCACAGCAUCUAGCUACCGUUAUGGAUGGUGCGCCUGACAUGUUAACCCUGCUGCAAGAGGGACUCGCAUUAGAGGAAGAGAGACAAGAGACUUCUGCUUUGACCUGUUCUUUAAAUUUGUCAAAUUCCCCAACACCAUCAACCUCAGAAUGCACCAGUGACUUGGAAAUGGCAACAACACCACGCAUUGUUGAAAAUAUUCAAGACAGUGAACGAGUUUCAAGUAAUGCUGAGCUGACCUGCUCUAGUUUCAAUGGAUUACCUGGUUGCAAUGGACUUUCGGCUGGUGAAUUUACUGUAAAUAUUAUUUCUUCGGAAAAUUCGGAAAGGCUUAAUACAUCCUGCACUGAGGAGGACUUCAAAAGUAGGGACAUUGCUGAUAGUUUGCAGGAAGUGAACAAAGUAGUUUCUUGUAGUAAUGUCAAUGUAGUGGGGGUCGACAUUUGUAGCUAUGGUGGAGACAUAAAGCCGAUUGGUUCUUUGUUAUUUACUGGUGGACAUGUAUUUCAAGACCUAGAAACUGUUGCAAAUAAUCUGGAAGCUUGUAGCAAUUAUUCACAAUCGUUCUCUGAGACAAGUACACCCAAUGGACCUGUAAUAGAUGCCAAACCCAUCUCCCUGCCUCCUAAAAGCAGUAUUUUUGUUUCUAGCAAUGCUCCUCCUCAUGGAAUUCCCUGUGUUGCAGCAACACCUAAAAUUGUACGAGGAAAUCGGAAGCGUUCUCGAUCUGAAAGUGACAGCGAAAAAAUUCAACCCUUACCUAUUUCCAGCAUUAUACAUGGUCCACCAUUAGGGGCUGCUGCUCCUGUUCCUGCCAAACGAGAGACCAAGUUGUCCACUGAAACUGUAGUCACAAUGCCAAAUGGAGGCACACUAAAAGUGGGCAAAUCCUUGCUUGCGGCCAGUAAAAGUGUUAAAAAACACACGGAACAUGGAGCAAAAAAAUCACACUCAAAAGUAAAGCAGGGAACAACCAAAACUAAAACUAAGGAGAAAGUUCAUAGCAGUACUGUUAUGCCUGGUAGCCCUUCAAAAAUAGCAUACAAAAAGCCCCAAGAGAAGAAGGGGUGCAAGUGUGGACGUGCUACACAAAACCCAAGUGUUCUUACAUGUCGUGGGCAACGUUGCCCUUGUUACUCAAAUCGCAAGGCCUGUUUGGACUGCAUUUGCCGUGGUUGCCAGAACUCUUACAUGGCCAAUGGCGAGAAAAAAUUGGAGGCUUUUGCUGUGCCGGAAAAGGCCUUGGAGCAGACCAGGCUUACUGUGGGCAUCAGCCUAACCAGCAUCAGCAAUGCAGUGCGGAAUGCAAGCACGAGCGCAAGUGUCAUCAAUGUGACAACGGGGUCACCUAUACCAACUUUCCUAGCUGCCAGUCCACAUGACGACAAAAGCUUGGAUGAAACUAUUGACUAUAGAUAUGACUGUUAGAUUGGAAUUGAUCUGGUAGACCUUAGGCUUGUCCCUGUUCAUGGGGAUGGCUACAACUUUAAGGCAGCUAUAGUUCUGUUUUGGGGAAAAUAGACUUAGUUGAACUUGCCGUAGUGCUUUAGGUAUAGAUCACUUGAAGUUAACAUUAAAUCAUCAGGCCUAGCUCCAUAAAGGAGGAAUAGGAUAAUUUCUUGAAUAAGAUGUGAUUAAUGAACUGUUGCAAGUGAUUUAUACUGAAUGAUCUUUGGCAAGAGAAAUUUGACCUCAUUGUUGCUGCUUAUGCAUUGUGCAUAAUCGCAAAAGGUUAAGGUGUAAUUUAAAAACAGAAAAUGGUGAACUACAGUACGAACAGUUUAAGAAAAUUACAUGUAGAAUAUAAUGUCACUUUUUAUAUGCAGAUUAUUUUUGUGUUCUCUAAAUCAAAAGAAACAUUGGUUUUGUUUUAUUUUGGUAAUGUCAUUAGAUGACCCAAGAAUAUAUUUAAAACAAAAUGCCUCAUUAUUUUCUAAUGACUGCAUUAGCAUGGAUCAGUUGCACAAAGAAAAACACUCCCAUUACAUCUGUGUAGUUACACAUUCAACUAGAAAUAAGGAUGACACUUUAUAGAUGCACAUGAUAUAUAUUUUCUUCCCUCAGGUCUGCUUGUUUCAUUAGGAGAACCAUCUGGUGCUCAAUAUGUAAUUUUGUCAUGAAUGGUGGUUGCUGGAAGACCCCACCCCACAAUGCACAUGUACUCAGCUUCAACACCCACUUCUAUGUUAAUGAAAGUGUAUACGGAAGAAGUUUAUUGAGUUGGCUAAGUUGUGCACAAGUGUCCGUUAAUCUGGCCAGAAAUAUUUUGUGCAAGCAUUUCUGUAUAGUAUCUGAGGGGUUUAUGUAAUUAAUUUAGAGUGUUUAAUAAGCUGAUACAUGCUGGUUGCACGCUACAGUUUACCACAGUCUGGUGAAAAAUUCUUUUCACUCGUGUGUAUUAUGGCAGUGCCUCUGCAUUACUGGCUGUCUGCCAUUGGGUAGCAUAGCACUUAUUUUGUAGUGUGAUAUUUACAAGUGCACCCAUGGCUUCUAGUGCCAGGUAGUUAGUACUGCAGCUGGCAGUUAAUUGUCAGCAUGUCUGAGCACAUUGGCAAAUUCAGGUUUCACGUUGCCAUAAAUCUAGCUGAGUAACAAUACAACCAGUAUCUCUGUAAUUAUGCAAUUGGGUCCACAUGUUCACAUAACAUUGAAAGGAUUAAAUACCAUAAUUUCUACUAAGGCACUUCAAAAAUGGGGAGUAAUGCAUGUGCUCUUCUCUUCCCCCUCAUAUCCCCAUAUAAGAAAUAUCCAGUAUUUCAACAUUAUUUUUUUCUUAAUACCGUUACAUGUGUCAAUGUGGCUGAACUGCUUGUACCACUGUCCACCAUUGUAAUGAUGUAUAUGAAAUUACUCCUCAGCCUCAGUACUGGUUUGGCACAUAGCAUGCACAACAAUGGUUACUCACAUAGUGUAAAUGUGCAGGAAAACUUUCACAUGCAGAAGGAGAUCGAAUGGCACCUUUUUGUUUUUAUAGUGUAGCUGGUGUCAUUUCCUGUGAAUGUGGUCAAGUAGUGUUUUGAAGCCAUAGGAAUAAUGUGAUGUUUUGUGUCCAGUCUGUACUUUAAUUUUGUUUUUUUUUUGUUUUUUUCUUUUUUGUUUUGCGAGAAGAAUUGAAAACUAUUUUUGAUAAUGAGUAAAUGGUGGAAAAUGCUUCUUCGGUUUUCUUGUCUUUUUUAGCACCUAAGGCACCUGCAUUUUUUUAAUAUUUUGCCGUUCGUGGUAAAUUUAAUGUCUUAGCAAAGCUAUGUUUCUUUGUAUUUGUGAAAUGUGAUUUCUGUAUGCUGACCAAAAAAUUCCAUUAAUUGAGUAGGUGGUUGAUCCUAACUCUCGCAUGAACUGUGCUUGUUGUUCGAGCAUUGAAAACAGAAAUACUGAUAUAUAACCACAAGAAAGUCCGUGGAACCGUUUCAUGACAUUUUUGCAAAGCUGUGAAGCUGUAUUAACACUGUUGAUUUCCUGUUACUUGUGGUAAAAAUUGGUGCAGAUUCCAUUGAGCAACCUAGAAAAGAAAUUCCUUAAUUUUUUUUAAAAUGCUGGUAUACUCACUGCCGAGUUUCCGAAACAUG